Zygosaccharomyces rouxii is the source of this 1362-nucleotide messenger RNA. RefSeq names its product putative mannan endo-1,6-alpha-mannosidase (gene DCW1). The transcript has a single exon. The coding region runs from base 1 to 1362 and encodes 453 amino acids. Lineage: Eukaryota; Fungi; Ascomycota; Saccharomycetes; Saccharomycetales; Saccharomycetaceae. The record is from RefSeq and is a predicted model, not a curated record. Gene Ontology annotation, molecular function: mannan endo-1,6-alpha-mannosidase activity. Gene Ontology annotation, biological process: fungal-type cell wall biogenesis; carbohydrate catabolic process; budding cell bud growth.
AUGCUACUGUGUAAACUUUGGGUUUUUGGAUUUCUGGCUUCCUGGUUUCCCUCGGCGUCAGCACUUGAUAUUGAUCUGAACGACUUCAAGACUUUACAAAAUGCUUCAGCACUAGUUGCCAAGGGUCUUAUGGAUUACUACACGGGUGACCAAUAUGGUCAGACUAUUGGUAUGUUUUCUUGGCCGUACUAUUGGUGGGAAGCAGGUGGUGCCUGGAAUACAUUGAUUGAUUACUGGUUUUACAUGAAGAAUGAUACUUAUAACGAUAAAGUGACAGAAGCACUGCUCUACCAAAGUGGUGAUAAUCAUGAUUAUGUUCCGUUGAAUCAAUCUACUGUGGAAGGUAAUGAUGAUCAAGCCUUUUGGGGGAUUGCAGUGUUGAAUGCUGCUGAAAGAAAAUUCCCUAAUCCGCCUGAUGAUCAACCACAAUGGCUUUAUUUAGGGCAAGCUGUUUUCAAUACAAUGGCUUUGCGUUGGGAUACUGCAACUUGUGGUGGUGGAUUACGUUGGCAAAUUUUUACGUGGAACACUGGUUAUGAUUAUAAGAAUACGGUUUCCAAUGGUGCUCUUUUCCACAUUGCUGCUAGAUUGGCAUAUUUUACAGGUAACAGUAGUUAUGUAGAUUGGGCUGAAAGAGUUUAUGAUUGGAUGCAUGACGUUAAAUUAAUUGAACCAGAAAAUGAUGAUAAUAAAUACGUUUAUGACGGUGUGGACGUAUCAAAUAAUUGUAGCGGACCUGUGACGAGAAUCGUUUGGACCUAUAACCAUGGUUUAGUACUAUCAGGUUGUGCCUACCUUUACAAAGAGACUGGUGAUAAAAUAUGGUACAAUAGAUCAAAAGCUUUCCUAGAAACUGCUGCAAAGCUCUUUUACAAUGACAGUAUUCUUUAUGAAUACAGUUGUCAACAGUCUAAGACUUGUAAUGUAGAUCAAAGAUCUUUCAAAUCAUAUUAUUCCACAUUUUUGGCCGCUACUGCACAGCUCAUACCAGAUUUUAGAGAACAAAUCAUGAAAGUGGUCAACGCAACUGCUUAUGCUGCGGCUCAAGCCUGUGUUGGUGGUUAUGAUGGCCAUACUUGUGGUAUAAACUGGAAUCAAAAAGGUUGGGAUGGUCAAUACGGUUUAGGUGAACAGAUGGCUGCGUUGGAGGCACUUGUGGUCACACAGGCGAUGAAUAAACCCGCUCCUUACAAUAGUACUAAUGGUGGUAACUCUACCGGUGAUGGUGCAGCAGGUACCCAAACGGCACCAACUAACCUGAAGCCAUUGCAUAUUACAGCUGGAUCAAGAGCAGGAGCAGGUAUUAUUACCUGUGUCGUUGGGUUCUCUAUCAUUGCAUCAUUUUUAUGGUUGGUGAUGUGA